Molecule: messenger RNA, 786 nt
Organism: Cinara cedri
Lineage: Eukaryota; Metazoa; Arthropoda; Insecta; Hemiptera; Aphididae
Source: the annotation of a GenBank genome assembly
GUUUAUUUAAUUGGUACUAGUUCUCAUCAACUGGUUGGAUGCAAGUUACCAUCAAACAAACAAGUUUUAUCGGUCCUAUUUUUUAAUAUUCGAGAAGUCAAGUUAAGUUUACGUGAAAGUGCGCGGUUAGUGAUUGACGAAACGUUAAUAUUUUGGAAAAAAGCCCGAAUACCGACUAGGGAAGUUCGUAAUUGUGUACCAAUGUUGGAAGAGUUGUACAAUACAUGGCGAAGUUUGCAGAAAAAUUCAAGUCGGAGAACAAAUACUCAAAUUAAAAAUGAAAAUGAGUUUGUACAAUGUUUUGACGAACUAUUCGACAUUGCCCAUGCAGAUGCAUUGGAUAUGAUGACUAUUGACAUGGACAAACAGUUUUUAAUUACUCAGAGACAAAAAGGUCGUCCAGGAGCGAUGAUGGGCGUCGAUUGGACAAGUCAAAAAAGAGAAUUUAAACGAUCUAAACAAUUAGAAGAAUCUGAAAAAAAAAGAAAACUUAAUGAAAACAAAAUAAAAUCUAUCUGUAAGUAUUUCGUAUUUUGUGUUUUUAUAGUUUGUCGUAUAAUAAGUACUUUUAAAUAAUAUAAAAUUACGAAUUAACUUUUAGUUGAAUCUGUGGAAUUAUGUUCUUCGAGUGAUACAGAAGAAAGUUUGUCUGAUGAUUGUGAUUUAGCCCAAAACAUACAAGAUAAUACCAAAAACUCUAUUACUGUGGAAAGCUGUGAAGAUUCUGCCGGCCCUUCAACUACUAGACGAGGAAGAACAGCAUUCAUCAACGAUAAACUGUUUUAG